UUUGAGAUCUAAGUAAUGUGAAAAUCAUUUAAAUAUUUCCAUUAAUGUAAAUUAUUCUAAAUUCUGAUUAUUGGCAAAAUUCUAAAUUCCAAAAAAAAAACACACAAAUUGCGCAAUAACUGAUAAAAAAUGGGCGAGAAAUGUCAAAAGAGUGUGAGCAAAAAUGUUUGCGAUCUAAAAGCGAUGGUUAAUGCCCAAAAUAGACGAAUCGAUGAGCUCAUAAGGUAUAUAAAGGAUGGUUGCAGCGCCGUCAAUCCAGCGGAUUUGAAUUGGACUAUAUGUAACUUGAACCCGUAUAUUGAGUGCCUUAAUCCAGAUAUCCUUUACCAUCUUACCUUGGAUACUAAGACAACCGAUUUUCCGAAGGUCUUUGGCGAUGUGCGCUUCGUGUGCUUGGGCGGCACAGGAGACCGUAUGAAUAAAUUUGCCAACUUCAUCAUAGGCGAGAUUGGUCUCACAUUGAGCAUGGCCGUUCAGCUAAUAGAUAUUUCCGCGGGGGGCCAUCGAUAUGCGCUGUAUAAGGCGGGACCUGUGCUGUGUGCUAGUCAUGGCAUUGGCGGCCCCUCAAUCAGCAUACUGUUGCAUGAGCUCAUCAAGCUCGUAUAUCAUGCGAAAUGCCAGGAUCCUGUCUUCUUUCGCUUGGGCACCAGUGGAGGCAUUGGCCUGGAGCCCGGAACAGUGGUGAUCACUACGCAGGCACUGGAUAGCCAGUUGCGGCCCGCGUACGAAGUGGUCGUGCACACAAAGCCGCAGCUGUGGCCAACCACACUGAAUCAGACGUUGGCCAAGGAGCUUUCAUCGCUAUCCGAUCCCUGUGAAGAUGGCUACGAUACUGUAUUAGGCAAGACACUCAGCGCCAAUGACUUCUACGUGGAGCAAUCGCGCCUUGACGGCGCCUUCUGCAUGUACACGCCACAAAAAAAGAUGUGUUUUCUGCAGCAGAUCUCUAAGAUGGGCGUUGCCAACAUGGAAAUGGAGAGCACCGCAUUUGCAGCUAUUCUACAUCAAGCGGGGAUACGCGCCGCUGUCGUUUGUGUAACCAUAGUCAAUCGCAACGAUGGUGAUCAGAUAGACACUCCGCCAGACGUACUCAAGCAAUUUGAUUUGAGACCACAAAUUCUAGUUGCUCGCUACAUGCGAAAGGUUCUCUUCAAAUGCGAUGAAGACAUCGUAGAAGGCUGUCCAUGUGAUCCCGUUCCAGAAUGUAACUGACUUGAAUAUUAAAUAUCUUUUUUACACAUCGUCUUUAAAGAAUACCUAAAUUUGUGUUGCAAACUACAUUAGCGAUCGAAUUACCAACAUACACACUGA
This is a messenger RNA of Drosophila hydei, 1311 nucleotides long. Its product is annotated as uridine phosphorylase 1-like. The transcript is spliced from 4 exons. Lineage: Eukaryota; Metazoa; Arthropoda; Insecta; Diptera; Drosophilidae. The record is from RefSeq and is a predicted model, not a curated record. Gene Ontology annotation, cellular component: cytosol; cytoplasm. Gene Ontology annotation, biological process: nucleotide catabolic process; uridine catabolic process. Bases 130 to 1212 code for a protein of 360 amino acids. Gene Ontology annotation, molecular function: uridine phosphorylase activity.